Molecule: messenger RNA, 6070 nt
Organism: Dreissena polymorpha
Lineage: Eukaryota; Metazoa; Mollusca; Bivalvia; Myida; Dreissenidae
Product: fibrillin-3-like
Exons: 33
Coding region: 36-4820 (1594 amino acids)
Molecular function (GO): calcium ion binding
Source: RefSeq, a predicted model, not a curated record
GCUGCUAUUACCGCUCGUCAUUGACAUUCGUGGAAAUGCAACCCCUAUCUGGUGGAUUUUACUUUUCACAUCCGUCAUUCUCACCACGUGAUCACGAGGUAAAUGACGUCAUCAUGAAGGACAAAUGCUGUACGAAAUCAGACUACUGCAAUCUCUAUUACGAACUGCAUCCAACAGGAACAUGCUACACCGAUUCGCCGUUCAACUUUGGAUCAUUUUGGGGAGAUCCACACAUGCGCACACUUGACGGAAUGAACUACACGUUCAACGGACUAGGGGAAUAUGUGUUGCUGAGCAUCCAGACAUCAAAUGCCACGUUUUCACUCCAAGCUAGAACGGAGAGGGCAAAGAAGGCGGACGGAAAUAUCUCGGAUGCAACAAUCUUCACUGCCUUUGCGGCAAGAGAUCAUACGAAUUCAUCACUUCAUAUCGAGCUCAAUACGGCAAAAGAUGAUUUAAUCUUGUAUGGGAAUGAACUCGACUUAACGAAGACACUUAAGGACUUUGGAAACGAUCGGUUCGCUUUUAAUUCGCCAACCAUGUCUAUUUAUGGAGUAGAUGGGGUGUUGAGGGUAUCAUUCCUGGAGACAGGGAUAACGCUUGAAAUAGGAAAAGAAGCCAGAAUGCUGUCGUUGGAUACCAUUGUACCGAAAACAUUCAACAACGUGACGAAAGGUCUUCUGGGCAAUUUUGACGGUGACCCAUUCAAUGAUUUUGUAUACCCAAAUGGGAGUCUUCUGCAUUUUAAUGCAAGUGACUUAGAGAUAUUUAGAUUUGGUCAGACAUGGUCAGUGAACGACAGUUCGUCAGUUUUUAUAUAUGAAGACGGCAAGAGCCAUUCCGAUUACCACAACGCUUCUUACGUUCCGCGUUUCCUAGAUACAUUUGACAAGGAAACUAUUAUUAAAGCUGAAAAGAUAUGCGGGUCAGUCAAUGUAGAGUGCGUGUUCGACUAUGUUUUCACUUUGAACAGUACAAUUGCAAAGACGACCAGCAACAUAAGUGAAACCAUUGACAUAAACGCAAAAGAAAUAGCAAAAGUUGUGCCAACAAUCAAUAAUACUUGUAGCGUUAAUGCAACAGUUGGAGAACACAUAUCGUGUCAAUUAAAUCUUGCAGAUGAAUUAGAUAUCGCAUUUGUAAAAAACGAAAGUAAUAGAACAACAUAUAACAGAACGUCGAAGACGCUAUAUUUCAAACAGACAGAUGACCUUCCACACAACAUAUGGUUCGUUGCAGUCAAUGCUGAUGGAAAGCAAUCACAGCAACAUACUGUUGCGGUACAACUUUGCACUGGGUGCCAUGGUAAUGGACACUGCUCUACGACCGUGCGACAGGACCCUCGAGAGAAUGCAUAUUUCAAGUAUUCGUCAUGCGUUUGCAACGCUGGAUACACAGGUGCUGAUUGUGAUAAAACAUUAGACUGGUGUGCUGGAAGUCCCUGCACUCUAGGACGAAACUGUACAAACGUCCCACCGAACAAUACAUACUCGUGUUAUCCUUGCCCAGCGGGAUAUGCUUCAGUGCCUAAUACAAACGAUUGCAUUGAUAAUGACGAAUGUAGCAGUCGUCCCUGCGAUCAACUCUGUAUCAAUACUGAGGGAAGUUACUCCUGCGGUUGUAAGGAAGGAUAUCGAGUCGAUCCAAGCAACGAACAUACAUGCAUCGACAUCAACGAGUGCAACGAGGCUACUCACAACUGUACUCAGAUCUGCGACAAUACGAUCGGCGGGUUUCUUUGCAAAUGUCAGCCUGGUUUUACCUUCAAUGUUUCAAAUUUUACAUGUUCACGAGAUGAUUCUGAUCCAUGUGCUGCUUCAACACUCGACUGCAGUAGUUCUUCGGGAUGCACCCUGGAUGUUGGAAAUAAUACCACGUGCUUCUGUGAUGCAGGCCUCAGGUUAAAUGAAACAUCGUUGCGAUGUCAAGAUGUUGACGAAUGCUCUCAACAUAUUUGUGCACAAGACUGCAUGAACACGAUCGGCAGUUUUCAGUGCAGCUGCAUAGCGGGUUAUCAGCUAGUAGACAAGGUCUGGUGUAAACCAUGUGAGGUACCGAACUGGGGUACAAAUUGUGGCCAAACUUGCGCAUGUACCGGACGAGGUGCAGAGAGAUGCGAUCAUGUGAGAGGCUGCAUGUGUUCCCGUGGCUGGACAGGAAGUUCAUGUGACGAUGACGUCGACGAGUGCAAGGAGAAUCCAAGAGUCUGUGGUGAUACAAGAAAGUCCUGUAGUAACAACAUGGGCUCGUACAGCUGUGAUUGUUUGCAAGGGUACCAGGAAGAUGCUAGCGGAUUUUGCCGAGACAUAAACGAAUGCUCGGAUCCACGGUUGAACGAGUGCACUCAGACGUGUUUGAACGCAGAAGGAAGCUACACGUGUGGAUGUAAAUCAGGCUACACAGAGGUUAACUUGACACAUUGUUCUGAUAUAGAUGAGUGCCAUUUAGAAUUGGCGGACUGUGAACAGAUGUGCGAAAACCAUCCAGGAUAUUACAACUGUUACUGUUAUUUCGGAUACAGACUCAACGACGACAGAGAGUCGUGUAGUAAAGUGAAAGAUUUUUGCAAAGAACUCCGCAAUCUGACAUGUACCGGCUACUGUGUGGUACAAGACAAGGUUCCAUCUUGCCAGUGUCCGCAAGGCUUUAACCUUGCCUCUGAUAAUCAGACUUGUACAGAUAUCAACGAAUGUGGGGAGGAAAACAAAUGUUCCGAACAAGCAACGUGUUCAAAUACAGUUGGCUCGUAUGUAUGUGAAUGCCCUGUCGGUAUGAAGCUGCAAAAUAACAAACGGAUAUGUACAGAUUGUGACAAGUACCAUUAUGGGAAAGAGUGUUCGCUAAUGUGUUCGUGCAUCCACGGUGUGUGUAAUAGUACCGUAGGGUGUGCGUGUAACCCGGGCUGGAUAGGGAUAAGUUGCGACGUUGAUGUGGACGAAUGCAGGGAUAACCAAGUAGUCUGCAACGAACCCAAUACCCUCUGCGUGAACACACCUGGCAGCGCCUCUUGCGUCUGCAAAGAAGGCUACAAGAAAAACAUAGCAUCGGGAAUUUGCGAAGAUGUUAACGAAUGUCAAGCUGCUGACAAGAAUUUAUGUGAACAGAUUUGUAUCAAUACACCAGGAAGUUUCCAGUGUAACUGCAGGACAGGAUUUGUUGUCAUGAAUGGAACGUGUUCAGAUAUAAAUGAGUGCUAUGGCGACAACAACUGUCAACAACAAUGCAUCAACACUCUCGGUAGCUAUAAAUGCUUUUGUGGAGCGGGAUUUAUCCUUGAUCUUACGGACCGAAAAUCUUGCAUACCUGAGAAAGUGUGCACGGCAAAUCAAUUUGUUCGCUGCUCUGUAAAUUCCACUUGUUCUGUUUCCAAUGAAGAGGUUGUGUGUGUUUGUCCAAAUGGCUACAACGGGACUAAUUGUACAGACCUUAACGAGUGCGAGACUGGCCGACAUACGUGUAGCCAAGAAUGCAUCAAUACUGUUGGUGGGUAUAACUGUAAAUGUGAAGUUGGACAUUUUCUUCAAAACGACAAUGCCACGUGUGCAGAUUGCAUGAAAUGGACUUACGGGGAGAACUGCUCUAGUAAGUGUGAAUGCGAUGUUACCAAUACUGAAAGUUGCUAUCCAAAGAACGGAACAUGCGCUUGUUUGAAAGGAUGGCAAGGUAAAAAUUGCUCGGAUGACGUCAACGAAUGUUCGAAUACUACACACGUGUGUCCCACUAAUUCGCACUGUAUAAACCUGUCAGGAAGUUUUACGUGCGAAUGUAAUCCCGGAUACCUGAAAUACUCCUUUGGUCCUUGUCAAGCAUGUCCUCAAGGCCGUUUUGGCAAAGGCUGUACAAAUACGUGUUUGUGUGAUAUGACACAUACAUCCGUGUGCAACCCAGUGAACGGGAGCUGCACGUGUGACGCAGGAUGGACUGGCCCCGAAUGUAAUAGAGAUGUCGACGAGUGUGCGUCAGCUUAUGGCUCUACAUGCCCUUCACACUCGACAUGCGUAAAUUCACGUGGUAGUUACGAGUGUCAUUGUAAUCUGGGUUUCAAAACGAGCAGCAAACAAGAUAGCUGUACAGACAAUUACAAACAAAUUGACCUGCAGAUCACACUGAAGAUAUCAAAAGGACAAGAUGUUAGUUUUUCGUCAAACGCAACUUUUGCAGAGUUUGCAGACAAAGUUACGUUAUCGCUUCGGAUCUACGUGUUGCGGUUCAUUACAAAUUUCGGAAUCGUCGUUAAUACCUUAAGGACUGGAAACUUGGUAGUAGACUUCACUCUUUUCUACGAAGACACUGUCGAUGCGUCAACACGGAUAACACAUGCCUUAUUGGAUCUUGCAAAAGGGACACAGAUGAAAUAUGACGGAGAGACGGUUCAAGCGAUAUCAGCACCACUUGCUUACCCCACCGUGCUAUGCGGAUUGUUCGAGAAAGUCAACGGUCGGUGUGAAUAUGGGACAAUAUGUGACGUAACAGACGACGGUGAACUCGCGUGCAUAGCGGACAUUGUGCCUUCAGACACUGUCAAUGUCAAGCUGAUUAUUGGUGUUUCUGUUUCGGGCGGUUUACUUCUCGCUAUAGGAAUUUUUACAGCGAUAUGUAUUGUGGUCAAAAGAAAGGCGAGGAACGCAAACAAGCAUUCAAAUAGGCUGGAGAACCUAAAGCGAUCCGAUGGACAGGGUGGGAAGGUCUUUUUGCGCCUUGGAAAUGAACCUGACUCCCCAAGGCAUAGAACAUGGCGAUCAAUGGCUCUAGAAUUCAAUCAGGAUUCCGCUAAGAUUCCAAGGAUAGUUGUGGACGAUACAUCAAGUUCCACUAAGUAAUGAUGUACACAACAACAAAAAAGCCAGGAAAGAAACCGCAAAUGAACUAGCUUUGUAUAGAUAUCCUUAAAGUUUGAUUAUAUAUACAUGUAUAUUAUUCGGUGAAUAAAUCAUAUGUAGACUCCGUGAACCCGAGAACACUACUGUUGUAAAUAGGGUUUUAUUUUUAUCUAUGGUAAUAUUUGUUUACCAAUUCCAUACUUAUAAGGCAUGUAAUCAAUCAAGCUUUGUAUCAUUUGAAAAUAUGUUUAUUUUAUAUUUGUGUUUUCACUUUGAUUGAGUGUGUGUUCUAAUUAGUUAUACACCAUGACACAAUAUGUGGAAGUUCUAUAGAAGUUGAAAAAUAUGAAUAAAAGACUGAUAAUAUAAAGCUACACAAGCUUAGUUCAUAAGGUUCGUAUUUUUGCCAUCCAUUUGUUCAUUAUUUAUAACUUAAGAAAUUUAUUUCCAAAUUUUAUUUAACUACGAAUGAAAAUAACAUACAAGUAUUAAGUUGGAUUUGUGCGAUUAUAUCUGCCCGUCAUAUGACUUCAUAUUAAUGUAUUUUUUCUAUGUUAAAAAGAUUCAAAGCUUUGAAUGUAUAACAACGAGUAAUAUCUUACGUAUCAAUUUUGAAAUAAAACAUUUGUUCACUAUUGAAAUCUGUUGCAGAAAAAUAUAAUAAGUGUUGCAAUUAUUAAACUACGUUUGACAUUAUGUAGAUCUAAUAACAUUCUCAUGAAAACACGAUAACAUGUUUACUACUUAUAUUGUAAAUUGAUCUUUCUGCGAAAUGAUGUAUAUAUUGUUUUUACUUCAUUCUGUUAUUGUAUUCGUAUGUAAAUGACGAUGAGCUUUACAUGUCUUAGUCAAAAUAAACGAUUUUGGUCUGUUCUGUUCUGAUACAUAGCAAAACAUGUCAAUUUUUUCUUACAUUCUUAUUAAUUGUUUAAUUUUAUGGAUUGUUUUCGUUAUAAUUUAGCAGCAUAAUACCUUUUUUGCAUUUACACACUAUGAAAUAAUCUGUCACUUUCGAAUCUUUUUAGUGUAUAUUAACGUUUUGUGAUGAUGUGUGUAGUUACUUUAUAGGGGUGUUGUUCACUUGGUUAAAUAAAUAAUACUAAGUAUCAUUUCUGUUAUAUAUAUUCUUUGUAAAUACAAAGGUAGUUUGUCAUACAACUAACUCUAUUUUGUUUAAUAAAUGCUCACAAUGAUGGCUAUUUAUUAAUUUGUUUUUGUAUCUUAAUUUGUUAUCGUUUCCUUUUUUAUUA